ACUUAAAAAUGAGGAGAGCCUGCCACGGCAAUACCGACUGGGUGGACAUCCCUUGGAAAGGUGCUGUCAUGGCUCACCCAGUUCAGCAGGAUGGGUGCAGUUGUGGUGUCAUUGUUAUAAAAAUGGCCAUAGCAGUGAUGGAAGCUUUCCCAGACGUUCCGACAAUACAAUUCGACACAACAAAGAGAGCCAUGGCAGAAGCGAGAAGAUUUAUGGCUCUCCAAGUCCUCAAAGCGUCAGUCUUUGAAAAUGAAUGCGGCAUGUGUGGAACGGACAAGGCCCCUGGGAACGCGGCUUCUUACACAGACUGGAUCCAGUGCGACGCAUGUGACCGUUGGUUUCAUGCUCUUUGUCUCAACAUGGUGAAGGCAACAUUGGACAGCUUAAAAAAACAAAAAUGGCUUUGUGUUUUGUGUGAAUAAAUGUGUGU
This is a messenger RNA of Neoarius graeffei (lesser salmon catfish), 430 nucleotides long. Its product is annotated as lysine-specific demethylase 5B-B-like. Lineage: Eukaryota; Metazoa; Chordata; Actinopteri; Siluriformes; Ariidae. The record is from RefSeq and is a predicted model, not a curated record. Bases 9 to 422 code for a protein of 137 amino acids. The transcript has 4 exons.